AUGCAUGAAAAUGAGAUGGUAUGUACAAGGGAAGAAACGUUUGAUACCUUAGUGCUCCCCAAAGAACUGGAGAAGCAAGGUCAUGAGUUGGAGAGGGCAGGAGACAAUAGCAUCAUAACGGCAUCAAUCGCCAAAAUAG
Molecule: messenger RNA, 139 nt
Organism: Microthlaspi erraticum
Lineage: Eukaryota; Viridiplantae; Streptophyta; Magnoliopsida; Brassicales; Brassicaceae
Source: the annotation of a GenBank genome assembly